Molecule: messenger RNA, 477 nt
Organism: Rotaria sp. Silwood1
Lineage: Eukaryota; Metazoa; Rotifera; Eurotatoria; Philodinida; Philodinidae
Source: the annotation of a GenBank genome assembly
AUGGAUUUUACUGAUACACGUAGUUUUCGUUCCAUAAAUUGUAUUGUUAAUUCAUGUUUGAUUAGUUCAAGUUUUCUUGGUGGUCCAUCAUCAAAAACAAUGAUAUCUAUGACUGGUGGUGGAACUAUUAUUCAACCAGAAUAUUCAAUGAAUCAUCCACAAACAUCAAUAGGUUUAACUGGUUCUGAAUAUUGGAAAAUAGAACGUGUUGUAGCCUUAACCAUGCUUGCUAUCAUUCCAAUCUCAUUUAUAUUUAGUUCAAUGUUUAUGAAUUAUUUAUUGGCUGUUUCACUUGCUAUUCAUGCACAUUGGGGAAUGGAUGCAGUAUUAAUUGAUUAUUGUCCAAGAAAAGCAUUACCAUUAGCUAAUAUUAUUCGAUAUAUACUUACAACAAUUGCUUUUGCUGGACUUUGUUAUUUUAAUUAUAAUAAUAUGGGUUUGAUAAAAGCACUGAAAGCACUAUGGACUAUGUAUUAA